UUCCGCCUUUUGUUAGACAAACAGGAUGUGUCAGCGACUUCCGUACCGCCAAACAAACUUUGAUGCCAGUCCGGAUAUUACCACGUGGACUCGCAGAGCACGUAGCCUGGCCUAAUCUGGAUUCCACGGCCGCAGUUAAGAUAGUCGCUUGACUUGUGGCUGUUAGAGGCGAUCCUCGCGAGAACGGAAGUGCCUCUUUCGGACGGUUUCCUGUACUACAGAAACUCGUUUCUCGGAAACAGCGUUCGCAGAAAGUUGUCUAACCGUCUAACGUAUGGCCAGAGAAAUGAGUUCGCAAGGCCGUAGUAACGUAAUGGGGAGAUUACAGCUGAAUACGCCAGAGAGUUUUAUCAUGUUUAUGUAAAAGGAAUUGUAUCAAACAUUCAUCUAAGUAGAUUUGUCUUCAGACAAUAUUCACAAUUUUAUCAUACCGAAUUUUAGACCUCCACAGCUGUGGCGCCCUCUCUGAACGGUGGGAGAAUUUUCCCGAUGGAGGGAUCGCCUGCUUCUGAUGCAGCGGCGGCAGCUCUUUCAACGUAUUUAUCGUUACCAAUUUCUUCACUCUCUGGAUUACCGUACAUGCCUUUCUAUGCUAUGCCAGUGGCGGCCUCUGGUGCUCGUCUAAACCAAGGACUAAAUAUAGAAGAUGAUAAUGAACUACCUAUCGAUGUUCAAUCACUGUUACCAGAUGCACUUGGUGAAGAUCCUCGACAAUGGAACAGAGAAGAGUUAAGCCAGUGGUUAGAGUUUAUGACAGAACAACUGUCGUUACCAGGGGUGGAUCCAGAAAAUUUCCAUAUGAAUGGAAAAGCAGUGUGUUUAUUGACAAAAUCUGACUUCAUAGACAGAGCCCCAGGAGCUGGAGAUGUUCUGUAUAAUUGCUUUCAGUUACUGUUAAACAAGUUUUUAAAGACUGUUAGUCCAUCUGCCAGGUGUCCCCAGUUUAAUAAUAUCUCUACAGCUCUUCUGAGAAAACAGAAUGCCAAUGGCAAUGCAGCUUCAGGUUGUUUUCAAAGUGCCAGCUCCACAUCACCGUGGCCAAUCAUUAGUAGUGACUUUCAGAACAUGGGUCAUGUUGUCCACAACUCUAGUAACAACAUCUCAAACUUUGUGAGUGAUGUAAAUAAUCCUCUUGUGUUGAGUCCAUCCCAUGGAGGCAAUUCACAUAAAGAAUCUGCUCAAACAAUGCUUCCUAGUGCUGUUGUGUCUCAGAACGGCACAGAUUCAGAUAUGGGGACUUUAAGAACACCAUCGCCUACAAAGAAGGAAACUAAAGACACAGCAGGCAACAACCAUGCUGAAAAAGAACAGUCAUUAGACAAAAUAAACGUGCGGCUGCUGUGGUCAUUUCUUCAGGAGUUAUUAAAUGACCCAGAACAACGUUACCAUCACUGUAUAGCAUGGAAAGACAAAACAAAUGGAGUUUUUAAGAUUGUAGAUCCUCACCGUCUUGCUCGAUUGUGGGGAAUGCAAAAAAACCACUUGAACAUGAACUUUGAUAAGAUGUCUCGAGCUCUUCGAUACUAUUACAGAGUCAAAAUUCUGCAAAAAGAGCCUGGAGAGAGACACUGUUAUAGAUUUCUACGACCUGCCGGUGAACUCCGCCACUGUAAACAGAGGUCACUUCUAAUCAGAGAUACCACGAGUCCCACCAGUUCUCCUUCUAAUUCCAACGAUACAGGAACAGCACUAAAUAUGAGUAUCAAAGAAGAAUGCUCCAUGCCAUGUCAAGGAGAGUAACUAAAGUCCUUUUUGUAACAGUUUAGAAAACUGAGAGUAGAAAUGUAAUUUGUUUGUGGUGAAGUAAAAGUGCCUUUUUUCAUACCAUCACAUGUAACUUUUGUUUCAAGAGAAGUGUUCUAAAACUGACUAUUCCAGGCCAAUGAUAUUUAUUUCUGAAAAAAAUUGAAGCUUGGGUCUACUGUACAGGAAGAAUGAUGAAAAUAGAUUAGUUUGUACAACUUAGGGAACGUAUGUGUGUGUGUGUGGACUCUGCAUUCUCUGGUUGAUGAUCACCAACCAGUAGAUAGAGCUAGUUACUAUGGUAGUUUCAUUGUGUAGUUUUAAUUCGAUCUUCAAUGGAAAUAAUAAUCCUUUUAUAGAUGUUAAUCUAUGAUAUGUACGUGAAAGUAAUUCAAUAUGUACAUAGUGUAUCUUAACUGUACAGCUUUUAAAUAACUUCAUUUAAAAUAUAAUACAUUUUAAUGUUACAAUGUACUUUGCUCUAUAUAGCAAAAGCUGGAAAAAUGUCAGAAUGUGAAUUUUCACAUUAAGGUAUAUCAAUUUUGCAGGCUGUUUGAGUAUAUGGAAUUCAGUGUUGAACAUUUUGUAAUGGUUCUUUCAUUUCAGAAUUUAUAUGUAAGUAUUGUUUUCUUUUAACAAGAAAGUUAUGUUAAAAUUUAAAAAAAAAAGAUCACCCAAAGGCUUAAGUUCUUUGUAACAGUGGGUUUCUCUUCAUUGGGUGCAACAAUGUAAAAGUGACAUAUUUACUUGUAAUAUAAGUUUACAAAUCUGAAAGUUUAUUAACAAGUUGUGUCAGAUAUAAUUUCUAUGUAUGUGUAUAUUUUGUUUUUUUAUUAAGCAGAAUGUAAGUUUAUGAAAAACAUUAAUCAAAAGGUUUGGUAGCUCAGAGUGAUGAUUAUAAGCCAAAAAAACAGUUGUAAAGUGUGUACGUGAAAUGAUUAUGCUGAUUAACUUGUAUAAAGUAAAUUAUAAUAAUUUUUUAAAAGAAUAUUUGAAAAAUUAAUACAACUGAGGUACGUCAAAAAUUAUUUAAAAAAAGUUAAAGAAACAAAUUUGGUUUUUCUUGACCUUUUGAGUUUAAUAAAAUCAAAAUUAGAGUUCAUGCAAUAAAACUUCAAAUUUUUUAGAUAUUUAAAUAUGAAACUAAGUUUCACGUACAGUAUCUAACAGGUUGUGAUGUGAAUCUAGACACCUAUAAUCUGUGAUGACAUUUCUUAAACAACUACAAUCCUAUUAAUUGUAUUAAUAAGUCUUCAGAAGUUAUACACAAACAUAAGAAAAUUGAGGACAUUGAAAAGUAUAAUAAAACUUCAGCUUUAAUUGAACAUUAGGUCAGCUAUGAUUUGUAGAAUACCAAGUAUAAUAGACAGUAAAUAAAAAGUACGAUAUAAAUGGUUAGAAAUUAUCCAUUAAGUUGAACAUUUUAAUGCUUUUCUGUUAAACUUCAGUUGUUAUAAACAAAUCUUGAAAAAAAAAAAAGCGUUUUCUGGAAAAUUUUUUGUUGAAAGCAGCAAAAAUGUUUUUCAAACCAUCUACUUUUGUUUUUAUACAGUUGAUAGCUAUUUGUUGAUAAGGGCUCUAAAUGAACCCUUUUUUAAGCAAUGUUGUAUUACCUUAUUAUCUCUUUGAAAUCUGGUUUUAGCACUUGCCUACAGAUCAUGCACAAGGACGCUUGAUUUUUUUUUUUAUUUACUUUGAGACUUUGAUUUUCAAACCUUAGAUGAUAAGAUUGCAAAAUUACCUUUCCUACUGUAUAGCAUGAGACCUAAUGAAUAAGUUUAAUCUUUUCAUGGUUGUUGUUGUUGUUGCAAAAAUGUUAAAAAUAGUAUCAUCACAUGAUUGUUCUUUACUUUCAUAAUGGUUUCAAAGUGUUCUUAUGUUGUGAUUAGGCCAAAAAUAAGUGUCGGUUUUUCACUUAUAUAUAUAUAUGUAUGUGUUUCUACAAAAACAUACAAGAUUGUCAUGUAUUAUGAUUCUCUAAAGGCAGCUUGCCCUAAGAUUAUAUCUACUGUUUCUUGUUGAAUUUCAUCUUUUUUACAUUCUCUCAUGACUUAGAAAUUACAACACAUUACUAGAUACAACAAAAUGUCUAAUACUUCUCGUUUAUAGCAGCUGCAAGUUGUGCACUUAACUGAGCAGCUUAUUUCAUGUUUUUUAAUUGUUGCUUUUGUAUUUGAUCUUUCAUUAUACAAUUGAAUAAAAAUAUAAAAAGGGUUAAGAAUAUUAAUUUUAUUUAAUUUUUUCUAACUUAUAUCACAGUUGUGAUUCUCAGUUGAAUCAAAAUAUUGUCCAUUAAAAGUGAAAAUUAAUGAUGGAUUUUUAAUAUCUCAAACUUAAUCUUUUUGAUCAAGAAACUGAUUUUGAAUAAUAAUAAAAAAAUGUUAUUUUGAUUAUA
Limulus polyphemus (Atlantic horseshoe crab) is the source of this 4138-nucleotide messenger RNA. Its product is annotated as ets DNA-binding protein pokkuri-like. NCBI's taxonomy places the organism in Eukaryota, Metazoa, Arthropoda, Merostomata, Xiphosura, Limulidae. Gene Ontology annotation, biological process: cell differentiation; regulation of transcription by RNA polymerase II. The transcript is spliced from 8 exons. Gene Ontology annotation, cellular component: nucleus. Bases 490 to 1740 code for a protein of 416 amino acids. The record is from RefSeq and is a predicted model, not a curated record. Gene Ontology annotation, molecular function: DNA-binding transcription factor activity, RNA polymerase II-specific; sequence-specific DNA binding.